Linderina pennispora is the source of this 849-nucleotide messenger RNA. RefSeq lists its product as uncharacterized. Gene Ontology annotation, molecular function: nucleic acid binding. The coding region runs from base 1 to 774 and encodes 257 amino acids. The transcript has a single exon. Gene Ontology annotation, biological process: regulation of ribosome biogenesis. The record is from RefSeq and is a predicted model, not a curated record. Lineage: Eukaryota; Fungi; Kickxellomycota; Kickxellomycetes; Kickxellales; Kickxellaceae. Gene Ontology annotation, cellular component: nucleolus.
AUGAUAUCUAGCUUCGCAGAGCAACAGCUGGCCAAGUAUGGCUGGAAACAGGGUGAGGGCCUGGGCAAAGAAAAGACAGGUAUCAAGCGUGCUAUCACCGUCUCACGGCGCACCGACAACCGCGGUAUUGGAUCGGACGCCAGCCAAUGGACCAGCAACUGGUGGGACCAUCUCUACAACAAAGCCAGCGGCACCAGUACCCCGCAGCCCGAAGAGGACCCCGAAUAUGCAGCCAAGGUUGCCGAAGCUGCCGCUCAGCCCGACACACUAUCCGAGUACAAGGGCAUGUUUGUGAAAUCGGCGACCGAUACACCGGUGGGCCAGUCGGGGGCCAGCACACCCAAGGCGCAGGGCGGGCCUGUGGACCGGACACUGCUGGUGCGGGAUGGCGACGUGCAUUUGGGUGUGACUAUUAGCGACGCAGAGCUGUUUGCGGCGUGUGAGGGGCGGAUGGCGAGGAAAGGGGCCCGGGCGGAGCAGAAUGGCAAACUGGCGAGGGUCAACGGCGACGGGAUGCCUCGGCCAGAAGUUGCAGCCAUGAUUGAGGCAGCAUUGCGUGGAGAGGCGCAGAGCCAGAUCAUGACACAGUCGAAGCGGAAGCGUGAUACGAGCGAGAGUGAGGGAAAGAAGAAAAAGGACAAGAAACACAAGAAGGAAAAAAAAUCCAAGGACAAGAAACAUAAGGACAAGGAGUCCAAGGGCAAGAAACAUAAGAAGGAAAAGAAGUCCAAGAAGGACAAGUCAGAAAAGAAGAGCAAGAGCAAGUCGCUAUGAUAGUCCAUCUUUGUAAUUAGCAGACUUUGAACCCAUCCAUAUGCCGUCUGUAUAAUACACACCAUGCGUACCGGU